AUGAGUAUAAACCAUUAUGAGGUGCUGGAGAUUUCCAGAAAUGCAACCGACGCCGAGAUAAAAAAGUCCUACCGACGGCUGGCGCUGAAGUACCACCCGGACAAGAACAAAAGUGCGUCGGCGGAGGAAAAGUUCAAGCAAAUCAAUGAUAGCUAUGGCGUGCUGUCCGAUCCAGUCAAGAAAGCCGAGUUCGACAGAACAUAUACACCGCGGACGACGCACAACUACUCUUUCACACCCAAAGCCUCGAAACAGCCGUCGGCGUACGACGAGUACGAGAGAGCAAGACGACAGUUUGAGGAGUUCAAGAAGAGGCAACAGCAGGAGCGAAAGGCUCGCGAGGAGGCUCACAAGAAGCAGGCGGACGAUUGGGCCAACAAAUGGAACUAUACGGAUAGUUUUUACCACUACAGCAGAUACUCCUCCGACCGUCACGAGACACACAGACAAUAUACCCAUGAAAGCCACUCGACCAAUGGCCCGAACGGGUGGCGCAAGACCAGUUCCUCCUAUUCCUUCACUCCCGGAGAAAAGACGUGCCCUGGGUCGGUGCCAAAGACCGAAAAGCCGAGCAAAUGGACCGACAAGGAGCAAAAGCCGCGCAUGAGCACAGAUUUUGCGGAUAUUCUGAAGGACUUCAGCACGCCAGAGUUCAAAUUCGAACGCCACACCGGUCCCGAGGCCGCCCCGUUCAACGGAACUCCCGAAGACCCCAUAAUACUCGACAGUGGGACGAAAGAAGAUCCCAUCGUGGUGGACGACCCGCCUUCGCGCACACAUAGCCCCAAAAAGCCCAAACAGAGGUUCUGGAAGCCCGGCCCGCAUCAACGGUUCACUAAUAGAACAGCCAUGGAGGAGGAGGGAGAACAGAGAGCGCGUAAGGCGCAGAUGGAGGACGCCGACGAUGAGAGGUUCAAAAUACACGUGGACAACGUUCCUCCUUUCACUCAGACAAACGGCAACUUCAACAUGUCAGCUAUGGGAGAAAGUCUUGGGGUGGACACCGACAUGAGUGUGGACGAGGAGAAGGACAUGCGGUCUGAGGAACCUGAUGCAAACGUGCCUCCUCUUACAUUAUCGGAUCUCCAGUGCAACGAAGCAGACAUAAUCCACAUUUCCCCGCCGCCUUUUCCCGAGUUUGGGCUGGCCACACGCGACCAGCUGCAGCGCCGCAUGCAAGAGUACCUGAUACAGGUUUUCAACUACCAGCACCUGAUGGCCAAAUACCACCAGGCGCGACAGGAAGCCAACGCUAGGUGUAUGGACCGAAUAGUCGCGAGCCAGGCCAACUUUCAGACGUAUUUGCAGAGCUUCCGGCUUGACGAGGUGCUGAACAGUGCGCAAACGCAGUUUCUGCAGGGACACGCCGAGGUGUUGCGACGGUACGAGCUCGAACUGUCCAAGUACGCCUGA
Molecule: messenger RNA, 1413 nt
Organism: Ogataea haglerorum
Lineage: Eukaryota; Fungi; Ascomycota; Pichiomycetes; Pichiales; Pichiaceae
Exons: 1
Coding region: 1-1413 (470 amino acids)
Biological process (GO): protein refolding
Cellular component (GO): cytoplasm
Source: RefSeq, a predicted model, not a curated record